AUGAUACAAGAUAAUACAAAUUUUUUACAACUCAGAAGUAACUUAGACUCAGAUCUAUUAUCAAUAAAAGGUAGAAAUAACAAAGAUGAAAGUCUUAUAUAUGAAAUGAAAAAUCUUAAAGAACUUGUUAUUACAUAUUUUUUAAAUGAAUAUGCUAAGUUUUCAGCCCUAGUUGAAUUAAGUAAUGAAUUCAUUGAAGAAGCUUUAGCAAGUACAACAGGCCUUAAUAAUGAUAACAGUCAAGCUUUUCAUUUUAUUAUAAAUGCUUUACUUACUUUAAUUGAA
Cetraspora pellucida is the source of this 285-nucleotide messenger RNA. The record is from the annotation of a GenBank genome assembly. Lineage: Eukaryota; Fungi; Glomeromycota; Glomeromycetes; Diversisporales; Gigasporaceae.